Trichogramma pretiosum is the source of this 1184-nucleotide messenger RNA. It is a transcript of the gene Syb, whose product is annotated as synaptobrevin-1. Gene Ontology annotation, cellular component: plasma membrane; SNARE complex. Bases 227 to 589 code for a protein of 120 amino acids. NCBI's taxonomy places the organism in Eukaryota, Metazoa, Arthropoda, Insecta, Hymenoptera, Trichogrammatidae. Gene Ontology annotation, molecular function: syntaxin binding; SNAP receptor activity. The transcript is spliced from 3 exons. The record is from RefSeq and is a predicted model, not a curated record. Gene Ontology annotation, biological process: vesicle fusion; vesicle-mediated transport.
UAUUAGUCACCACUGCUAGCAUUUCAAUGGCCAGAUUUGACUUAAAAUAAUUGGGCUACUUUGUAAAUAACUGAUUUAGUUAUCUUUCAUUUAAACUUGAAUUUGAUUUGCAUUAAGAGACCAUACCUAACAACUAUUAGUGAACCAAACACUUGUGAAAUUCAAAAAGUACAACAGUAAUAUUGCCUCUUGUAGAUCUUAAUAACGACAAUUUAAUAUAAGAAUCAUGAUGGACGGCAGUGGAUAUUCUGGAGAAAAUGAUUUGGGUGCAAGAUCCAGUGGAUCUACAGUGAAUAACAAAAAAUUACAACAAACUCAAGCCAAAGUUGAUGAGGUUGUUGGAAUUAUGAAAGUAAAUGUAGAUAAAGUAUUAGAAAGAGACCAGAAAUUAUCAGAAUUGGAUAACAGAGCUGAUGCAUUGCAAAUGGGAGCAGCUCAAUUUGAGCAGCAAGCUGGAAAAUUAAAACGCAAGUACUGGUGGAAAAAUUUAAAAAUGAUGCUCAUCAUUGGAGCUAUUUGUGGUAUUUUAUUGAUCAUCAUAAUAGUAUCAUCUGUUUCUGGUGGCUCCAGUGAAUCUGGAUCGCAAUAAUUGAAUAUUGCUCUUGCAACAAAAUGUUUGUAAAGUUUGCGCUUGAAAUACAAGACAGAAUACAAGGAGAAUAAUUACAAGGAGACAAUAAAUAUAAAUAAUUGAUCAAUUAUCGACAAUCAAUGGUUGAAAGCUUACAUAUAUUUUUAAUGAUAAUUUCAAAGGCGGUAAUGAAAAACAUAGAAUAAGUACAGUAUUAAGUAACAGUUGUCUACACGUAAAUGAAUUUUAUAUGAAAAUGUUAUAAGAUUAUCAGAGUCUUCGCCCGAAUUAAUCAAAUGGAUGAAAGAUUGAAUUGUUCUUAUAAGUGUUGUAUUUGUGAUUAAUAUUUUACAUUUUCAAAAUAGCAUUUUUUCAAAAGUGUUUGUGGUUAUUGAUAAUAUUUGAUAUUUCAUAUACUUAUAUACAUCGUAUAAAAUGAGUAUUUUGUUAUACUAAUGUUAGUCUGUAAAAAAUUUUAUACUAUAUACAAAAUAUAUCUUUGAUAAAUUGAUUUUAAAUACUAAACUGGAUGGAUUACCAAAAUAUAAGCACAAAAAAUUGAUUUUUCUAAGAAAUUUUAAGAUAUUUUAAUAAACAUAAACAUUCAAAUAAA